Molecule: messenger RNA, 2704 nt
Organism: Orbicella faveolata
Lineage: Eukaryota; Metazoa; Cnidaria; Anthozoa; Scleractinia; Merulinidae
Product: ubiquitin carboxyl-terminal hydrolase 40-like
Biological process (GO): protein deubiquitination
Cellular component (GO): cytosol; nucleus
Molecular function (GO): cysteine-type deubiquitinase activity
Source: RefSeq, a predicted model, not a curated record
GAAAAGCAAGAUGGCGGAAUAUAAAGUAAAGAGCGGAAACUACGCUUGCGAUUGUGCAGUCUGUAUUGAAAUCACCUGAAAUCGGUAAUUUAGCAUAUUUAUCUAACAAAUUAUUAGUUUUCUUCUGAAUUAUGUUCGGGUGUCUUUUUGAAACCGAACAAGUUGCUUCCGAACGUGAGACUGCAACCGGAGUGUGGAAACAACAGAAGCUAGACUCACCUCGUGAACCGAGAGGUCAGACAAGAAUCUGUGGCCUGCAGAAUCAAGGAGCCACUUGCUAUUUAAAUUCUCUACUGCAGACAUUGUUCUUUACUCCUGAAUUUAGAGAUGGCCUUUUCCAACUCAGAGCAGAAGAUCUUUGCUAUGGACCCAGCAGUACAGCAAAUUCAAAGGUCAGAGUGAUACCACUUCAGCUUCAGAAACUGUUCGCAAAACUUCUUCUGUUGGAUCAAGACAUUAUCAGUACUUCUGAGUUGACCAAUAGUUUUGGUUGGACAGGAAACGAGGGCUUUCAACAACAUGAUGUUCAAGAAUUGAACCGAAUUUUAUUUAGUGCUUUGGAAUCUUCUCUUGUCGGCACACAGGGAGAACCACUGGUCAAGAAUCUCUACCAUGGAACAUCAGUGACAAAGGUUAUUUGUCAAGAAUGCAGUCAAGUCAGUGAAAGAGAGGAAGAUUACCUUGACCUUCCUCUGACCCUCUCAGGAUGCAGUGGCUUGGAGGAGAGCCUGUACAUGAGUUAUGUUGCCAUGGAGAUCUUGGAGGACGCCAAUCAGUACAAGUGUGAAUCAUGUAACAAACAUGUUGAUGCCCUAAAGGUUUGUUUUAAAAACCAACAUAUGAAUCAUCAUAAGUUACCUCAUCGUCAUCAUCAUUUUCCUUAUCGUUAUUAUCAUGAUCAGCAUCAUUACCAGCAUCAGAAUCAGCAACAGCAUCGUCAUAAACAUUAUCAUCGACACCAUCACCAGCAGCAGCACUACCACUACUUUCAGUUUUAUUUUUAUAUGGAUUAUGGCUACCUUGUGGAAGGUGUCUGCCCUCAGGCAGUGUCCAUUUGUAGGGGUUCAUCUGUCAGUUGUCCAGGCCUAAAGAAGUAUUAUUUUGUAUCAAAGGAGAAGGAACAAGUGAGAGUUGUAAAAGAAGAUGACAGUGGAAAGAAGGAUGUUAUAUACUGUGAACACCCUGUGGACCUGAUUGUGACUUUACUAAAGAAGCUUGGUGGCACAGCAUCUGUCAAUCAGUUAUGUCAGUGCAUGUCAAAAGAAACAGGAACCUCUUGGAAUAAGCGAUUCAAAAGUCAGUAUGGACCACUGACAAAGUUUUUCAAGAAACACUCAGAUGUUUUCCGAUUUAGUGAUUUCUCCGGAUGGGUUUCACUGCAUAGCGGCAGUGAAAAAGAUUCUGGUAAAUCACAAUCAAUUUCAGUACCAAAACAGGAAGAGCCAAGUUCACUUGGAAAUGAUUCUGAUGGAAGGAGCAUUCAAUCCCUGAUGGAACGAGAAAAUUGGCCUGAACCAGAACAUUGUUGGUUUGAUGUGAAUGAUUCAAGAAUAUCCUGUAUUCAUGAGAAGGAUCUCCAACAUCAGUUUGCUGGAAAGGAGAGUGCUUACAUGCUAUUCUACAGAAGGAAAAACAUGGUCUUUUCUAAGAAUGAUCCAAUUCUCUCAGUCCCUGCUGUCUUAAGAAAAGAAGUUGAGGAAAUGAACAAAGAUCUAACAAAGCAACGGGAAAACUAUGAUGUCCAUCUAAAUCAAAUAUCUGUCAGUGUACUUUUUGGCAGCCACUAUACAGUGACAGACGGCAUACUUAUGCUUAAACAGGUAAUUUCGACUGAGCCACUGGUCAUAUCAUUGGACAGGAGAAAUUCUGUCACUGAUCUUCUGCAAACUAUUUUCAAGGUAAAGAGCAAUGUCUACCAACAUCGUCUUUCAGAGCUUGUGAUUUCACGUUUAUGAUCCUGAAACGGUCAAACCGGAUGAUAUAUCAUUUGAGUAUUUCUAUCAGCACUACUGCUAGUCUUAUCCCACAAUCUAAGCAAUAUGCAUUAGGCAAUUUGGUCAUUUGGUUAUGCUGUAUUAAGUAGCUGCGAAUGUUUUUAAAGUAUGCUUCUCAGUAUCAAGUCAUUGUGCGCAGAAAUACAUUAAGUUCAUUGACGUCAUAGUUAAGUGUCUUCUUCUCAUAAAUGCGGUGGAUUUAUUUGGCCUGUAGUGAUCAUAAUGUUUUUCCAUUACAUAAAGAGAGUUUCAUGGUAUUCUGCAAUAAAUACAUCAGUCUGAAUUCUUUUUUAUUAUAUUCGAAGUCAAUUCAUAAUAUCUAUGUAAUUACGCAAGCUACCGGUACUAUCUUACAGAUCUUAUCAAAUAAAUUUUUACUUCUGAUAUUAUUGUUCUUGAAUAGCAGGUAUGUAGUUGCUGUGCUCUUGUAACUCAAUAGUAAUGCCAAUGCCAGUGUCGGGAGCCUCGUGCCUAUGUAGGGCUGAUAUUGUGCACAGUCAAUACCAUAUUACCACAAGCACCAAUAGAGCAUGGAGAGGAAAUCAUAUACUGAUGCCUGUAUUGUGUGAUGGAUAAAUGCACUGCCUUUUAUUCAUGGGACAACCACACUACCCCGUUGAAAUCAUCUAAUGUAAUGUGCUCCUGCACACAUCAAUAAGAUACCAGCAUAAAAAAGGGUUAAUUUGGUCCCUGCUAUACUACUACCAACA